Letharia columbiana is the source of this 402-nucleotide messenger RNA. RefSeq lists its product as uncharacterized. The record is from RefSeq and is a predicted model, not a curated record. Bases 1 to 402 code for a protein of 133 amino acids. Gene Ontology annotation, molecular function: protein heterodimerization activity; DNA binding; structural constituent of chromatin. Gene Ontology annotation, cellular component: nucleosome. NCBI's taxonomy places the organism in Eukaryota, Fungi, Ascomycota, Lecanoromycetes, Lecanorales, Parmeliaceae. The transcript is spliced from 4 exons.
AUGACUGGAGGUAAAUCUGGAGGCAAGGCCAGCGGCAGCAAGACCGCCCAAUCUCGCUCAUCCAAAGCUGGUCUCGCAUUCCCAGUCGGCCGUGUUCACCGCCUGUUGAGGAAAGGCAACUACGCCCAGCGUGUUGGUGCUGGUGCACCCGUCUAUCUCGCCGCGGUCCUAGAGUACCUAGCUGCUGAGAUCCUCGAACUGGCUGGAAACGCCGCCCGCGACAACAAGAAGACCCGUAUCAUCCCCCGUCAUCUCCAGCUCGCCAUUCGCAAUGACGAGGAAUUGAACAAGCUUCUCGGCCACGUCACCAUCGCCCAGGGCGGUGUGCUUCCCAACAUUCACCAGAAUCUCCUCCCCAAGAAGACGACUAAGGGUGGGAAGACGGCUUCUCAAGAGCUGUAG